AGAAUUUGUAACAAAAACUCAAAAAUACAGGGGCCAGGUUGCAAACCCUUUUCUUCAUCAUCAUACCAAAAACAAGUUUGCUUUGGAUGGAGUGGCGAGAUAAAGAGUGAAACAUCGCUGCUACGUUGUGUUCUGAGCCGAUCAACAACUGUUUGAUCAACCGAUUACAAAAGGGUUUCUCAAUUUCGCAUUCCGCUUGUUCAUAUAUGGUGUUUAUAGAAUCUUCUCUCGGUUUCUGAUCAAAUGGCAUCCGCCUUUCUUUCAAGAACACUCUUUGCACAUCGUUUCGUCUCGUCUUUCGCCUUCAACCAAAAACCCCAAAAAUUAGCGCCCCUUUUCUUCAAGAAACCCCUUCAUUCGUGGGCUUUCCCAUCUCAAUCGGUGUACAGGAGGCAAACCUUAGUUCGUAGUGACAUGGCUUCCACCAUGGUCGGAUCUACAUCUCCUUUCUCAACACAGUCCAUGUCAACUUCCGAGCCUGUUGUUUCAGUUGACUGGCUUCAUGCCAAUCUUCGUGAGCCUGAUAUGAAGGUACUGGAUGCAUCCUGGUACAUGCCUGAUGAACAAAGAAAUCCACUUCAAGAGUAUCAAGUUGCACACAUUCCUGGUGCUCUUUUCUUUGAUGUAGAUGGGAUAUCUGAUCGCACUACUAACCUGCCACACAUGUUGCCAUCUGAAGAAGCAUUUGCUGCUGCUGUUUCUGCUCUUGGUAUUGAAAACAAAGAUGGAGUUGUUGUUUAUGAUGGUAAGGGGAUCUUCAGUGCUGCUCGUGUCUGGUGGAUGUUUCGAGUUUUUGGACAUGAUAGAGUAUGGGUGUUAGAUGGAGGCCUUCCUAUGUGGAGAGCUUCAGGUUUUGAUGUUGAAUCGAGUGCUUCAAGUGAUGCCAUAUUGAAAGCUAGUGCUGCCAGCGAGGCAAUAGAAAAAGUAUACCAUGGCCAAGCUGUUGGUCCAGUUACAUUUCAAACAAGAUAUCAACCACAUCUUGUAUGGACACUUGAACAGGUUAGAAAGAACACAGAAGACCAAACACAUCAACAUGUAGAUGCUCGGUCAAAGGCCAGGUUUGAUGGAGUUGCAGCUGAGCCUAGAAAAGGAAUAAGGAGUGGCCAUGUGCCUGGGAGCAAGUGCAUUCCUUUUGCUCAGAUGUUGGACAGCUCACAGACACUGCUAUCAGCGGACCAACUUAAGAAAAAGUUUGAACAAGAGGGAAUCUCAUUGGAGGGACCUGUUAUGGCUUCAUGUGGGACUGGAGUUACCGCAUGCAUUCUUGCAUUGGGACUCCAUCGACUUGGGAAGACAGAUGUUCCGGUUUAUGAUGGAUCUUGGACAGAAUGGGGAGCACAAGAAGAUACUCCUGUUGCAACUUCAACUCCAACUCCAACUUCUUGAUUUUAACAAACAAUUUUAUGGGGUGAUAAUGGGCACAUGUGAACAAGCACAAAGAUGGAGAUUGUGCAUCAUAAACAUGGACUUUUUGUAUUUCAACUGUUUGAUUUGGUGGGUGGAUUCUUUUCGAUUUUAUGCAACUAAAAAGUCGUGUAUUUCGGUGCCUAUGUGUCUGACUUAGGCAACAAAAUUGUAUUUUCAUGUUGAGUAUCAAUUUGGUUGAUGGAUUAGGGUUUGAAUUGCACAUAAGUAGAGGGUUUUGAUCAUGAGUUGGUGGAUCGAAAUAUCGUAUUAGCCUGUUUGAUUAUGCAAUUCAAACUCCGAGAUGUUAUGUUAAACACGAAUAAAGGUUGAGUUUUGAUUUGAGGUCCUAAUUUGUGUGAUAUGAGCCUAAUGUAAUGUAACCUCCAAAUUGUUUGUAUGUUGUGUAAAUUGAACCAAAUAAGAUGUCAAGGUGGUCUAGGGGUGAUCAAACACUUCAAAGGGAAGGGAGUUGGCAUGCGUUCAUAUAUUAUAAUAGGUUGCAAUCUUGGAGUGACUUGUCGUUGCACAUGCAUGUAAUAUAACAAAUGUUGGACAUGGUGCAAAUUUGACCACAUAAGAUGGAUGCUACGCAGUGGACAUGUGGUAGAACGAUCAAAGGUGUAAGAUACAACAAAAAAAGUUGUUGCAUGUCAUUAAUAUGUCAAAUGUGUUGAUGGAUGUCCUUAGAGAUGCAACCAACACAAGUGGCUUUGGGUGCAAUGGUUAGUGCUUCAAGUGGAAGGUUGGUCAAGAAGGGGAUGACUCAGUGUUGAUAUGGAAGAGGAGCAUGGGAUAACACUUCCUUGAGCUAAUAUUAAUAUGUUGGUGUGUUCUCUUUGUCAUCAUACUUCAUUCAAUUAUCUUAUUUUCAAAGUAACAUGUUAUGAGAUCGUUCUUUUACGCAAAAAUGUUGUAAG
Molecule: messenger RNA, 2327 nt
Organism: Lactuca saligna
Lineage: Eukaryota; Viridiplantae; Streptophyta; Magnoliopsida; Asterales; Asteraceae
Source: the annotation of a GenBank genome assembly